Molecule: messenger RNA, 954 nt
Organism: Gekko japonicus
Lineage: Eukaryota; Metazoa; Chordata; Lepidosauria; Squamata; Gekkonidae
Product: olfactory receptor 49-like
Exons: 1
Coding region: 1-954 (317 amino acids)
Biological process (GO): G protein-coupled receptor signaling pathway
Cellular component (GO): membrane
Molecular function (GO): G protein-coupled receptor activity; olfactory receptor activity
Source: RefSeq, a predicted model, not a curated record
AUGAAAUGCAAUGAAACCACAAUGAGUGAAUUCAUACUUCAGGGAUUCACUGACAUUCGUGAACUGCAGCUGUUGUUGUUCACCAUCCUGUUAUUUUCGUACCUCCUGACGAUCGCUGGAAACACUGCCAUUAUCACCAUUUCUCAUAUCGAUCACCGACUACAUACCCCAAUGUAUUUUUUUCUUUGGAAUUUCUCACUCAUAGAAAUCGGCUUCACCACGGCUAUUGUUCCCCAAACUUUGACUCAGCUGGCAACGGGAAAUAAGAAGAUUUCGUAUCUUGGUUGCAUGUUACAAUCUUUCUUGUACUUCCAACUAGGCACCUCUGAGUUCUUCCUCUUAGCUGUUAUGUCGUUUGAUCGAUAUGCGGCCAUUUGCAGUCCCUUGCACUAUCCAACCAUCAUGAACAAUCGUAUCUGUACUACUCUGGUUCUGAUUUCUUGGCUCGGCAGUUUUCUCCUAAUCAUUGGUCCAUCAUUACUUUUCCUCCAGAUUCCCAUGUGUGGUCCAAAUAUCCUUAACCAUUUCUUCUGUGACAACACACCUUUGAUCAAAAUCCUUUGUGGUGACACACGGCUGCUAAGGUUCCUGGGAUUUGUUACAGCCGUGUUUUCUGUCCUGGGCAGCUUGAGCAUUACGGUGGUAUCCUACAUCAAUAUCAUCAAAACUGUCUUACGUAUCCCUUCUGCUACAGGGAGACAGAAGACCUUCUCUACCUGUGCCUCUCACUUCAUUGUGGUCUCCAUCACCUACGGGAGCUGUAUAUUCCUAUAUAUAAAACCAACCCAGAACAGCAGAUUAGAGCUUGGCAAAAUGGUGGCCAUCCUCAACACCAUGGUAUCCCCUUUGCUCAACCCCUUCAUAUACUGCUUGAGGAACAAACAGGUCCAGCAAGCCUGGAAAGAUGCCUUGGUAAAAUUCACUGCCAUUAUUAAAGGAACAGGAAAACCCUGA